CACGGUCAUUCAAAGUCUCGAACAUGAAUACUGUAAAAAAGAAAAAGUCAGUCUUACAAUGAAUUCAUGCAAACCCCCAAUUUUCUCGUUUUCAACCUUUAAAAAAAAAUCUUUCGUGUGAAAGCUAAAACUAAUUUUUGGUCUGCAGAUAGCAAGGAUAAGAAAACAUCAAUUUCGAUUGCUAUUUACGUUUAACAUCAACUAUUUACUUUUAAUAUCAACUAUUUACCUUUAUUAUCAACUAUUUACGUUUAUUCUCGGCUAGUUACGUUUAAUAUAAACUAUUUACGUUUAUUCUCGGCAUUUUACGUUUAAUAUCAACUAUUUACGUUUAUCAUCGGCUGUUUACGUUUAAUAUCAACUAAUUACGUUUAUUCUCGGCAUUUUCAUGACUAUAGACGUCUAAUUUUUUAAAAACCGUUUUAAAAGAAAUUGAAAAAUCUAUUUGAAUAAAGUAGAAUAUCUAGUGCUUAACAUUUUAUGCAAUAUUGCUCUCAUUCAUAUUAAUAAGGUUUUAUAUUUUACAUUUUAAAAAACCCACUUACAGACUGUUUGCCCAUGAUGCUGCAUCAACUCUUUUGCAUUACUACGUAUAUAUGAUAUUGUAUUGAGAAUUGUGUAUUCCAUCUUCAAUAAGCGUUGAGAUUGACAUAAUUUAUUUUGCGCUUGUGUGAGAAAACCGGUAGAUUUAUGAUUAUAUUGUGGCACCAAUAUUCAUGAUUCAUAAAGUUUAUCAAUAGUGUACGGGGAUGGUUCAGAACACUCUAGUUAAUUAUUUUUAUCUUCUCCUCCUCUCUCAAAUGUCCAUUCACUGGAGGAUAUAAUUACAUAGGCCUGCGGGGGCGACAGCUGACACUAUAAAAGUCAGAUCGGACACGGACAGGAAACUUUGGCCUAUACAUUGAGUUCUUUCUUAGUCAUGAGGUCCAAGAACCCAGUGCCACAAUGGAUGAAGUAACGUUACUGUUAUAUCUCUGUGCUCUUCACAUCAUCUGUGUAUAUACUCACCCUGGUGAGGAAGGUCCACGCCGCCCCAAUGAUCUUCUGGACGAGAACACCACUGGGGUCACUUCUUACAAGUUUGGAACGGAACACCUGGUUCAAAUUUUACCGUCACAGCAAGUAUAUACCGUCAAGAUACUACCCCCAGUUGCUUUCAGAAAUAAACGUGUAUUUCUAGUGAGGAAGUCAGAUUUAAUGAACACUCAUGUACCACAGGAUGGAGUUCUCAGAACUCAGAAGAGAGAACCCCAGAAAAGCAGCUUUAUAUACGGAGGUGAUGACAGGGACUUAGUGGAGCCUUACAAACUCGGUCAGUAUCCGUUUUUCAAUGUAGUAAAGCUGUCCUCUGGUUGUACAGGAACGCUGCUCACACCAUCCUACGUCCUCACGGCUGCUCACUGCGUUCACGAUGGAACCAAAUUUCACGACAACAUGGAAAUGCUCAAACUUUUAAUUCCCCAUAAGUUGGGGUACAGACUUCAUUACGCUAAGGAAAUCACCGUUCCUUUUGGUUGGCAGAAAACAGAACUGGUGUCUGACGCACGCCGCGUACCGUUUGAUUACGCUAUCAUACGAUUAGACAUCAGCGUUUUUGGACGCCAUGACUUCUCACCACUACGUGUUAUCAAAUCCAGUAUUUAUUCCCAGAAACUUUGUUUCUUUGCUUUUCCAAAAAACAAAAAGCUGAUGUGGAAAUCAGAAUGCAAUGGCUGGAAUAGCUUUCCGUGGUUUAACCAAAACAUUCUUUUGAAUAAAUGUGAUUCUGCAAGAGGUAACUCGGGUGCUACGAUUUUGGCUCAGGACGAUCGUCAUGGUAAUACGUAUAAAAUUAUUGGCGUUCUAUCCAGUGUUUUGCCGGAAAAACAUUACACUUCAUUUAAUCUUCUAACUAAAGACAAGAUCAGUGAUAUAUGCACCAUGAUGCACCCAGAAGGAAAAGAAUACAACAUAUGUCCACAACACGAACCCUUGCUUCACUCCACCAGAAUUUACAAAGGUUGAUGGAUCUUAAUAACUGUUGCAUAAAAAAAAACAAAAAAAA
Messenger RNA from Ostrea edulis (European flat oyster), 2044 nucleotides. Its product is annotated as serine protease 23-like. The coding region runs from base 946 to 2004 and encodes 352 amino acids. Gene Ontology annotation, biological process: proteolysis. The record is from RefSeq and is a predicted model, not a curated record. Gene Ontology annotation, molecular function: serine-type endopeptidase activity. Lineage: Eukaryota; Metazoa; Mollusca; Bivalvia; Ostreida; Ostreidae. The transcript is spliced from 2 exons.